Penicillium antarcticum is the source of this 570-nucleotide messenger RNA. Its product is annotated as zinc finger HIT domain-containing protein. Bases 1 to 570 code for a protein of 189 amino acids. The transcript has 2 exons. Lineage: Eukaryota; Fungi; Ascomycota; Eurotiomycetes; Eurotiales; Aspergillaceae. The record is from RefSeq and is a predicted model, not a curated record.
AUGCCUGGUUCCUGUGAGGUUUGCUCUUCAGAGCCCUCCAAAUAUCGUUGUCCGAUUUGCGAACUGAUGAGCUGCUCGCUUGCAUGCACCCAGUCCCAUAAGAUAUACUGUGCCCCGAAAGCCCCUUCCAACGAGGAAUCGAGCAACCCACCCGAAGCCGAUCAAUCCCAGAACGGCGAUAUCAAGACUGAAAAUGCUCCGCCGGCUGAAUCCAAGCGGCCGAUGAAUGUCGCAGCUGUAGCGACAUCAGCGGAGAUCAAGCAACUCCUCGAGAAGCACCCCGAACUCCGCAGCCAGCUACAAGAAAUGUACCAAGCCACGCUGGAAGAAGAAUGGGUAGAAUGGCAUACAACGCCCGCGCGCGGACGAGGUCGUGGACGAGGACGAGGUGGUUCCACUCGUCGCAGUCGGGGCUCGUGGACCAGCGAGAAAGGCUUCAAUCGUGGACUGGGCAAGGUCCGAAAGCUGCGACAGGACUGUGAGGAGGGCACAGAGACUGGCCAAGUCGCCGAGGCCUUCAUGCGGUUUAUGGCGCUUGUCAACCAGGCCCAGGAAGCACACUCAGCCUGA